Messenger RNA from Hipposideros armiger (great roundleaf bat), 2890 nucleotides. RefSeq names its product glycine receptor subunit beta. Bases 201 to 887 code for a protein of 228 amino acids. Gene Ontology annotation, cellular component: postsynaptic membrane. Lineage: Eukaryota; Metazoa; Chordata; Mammalia; Chiroptera; Hipposideridae. The record is from RefSeq and is a predicted model, not a curated record. The transcript is spliced from 3 exons. Gene Ontology annotation, biological process: monoatomic ion transmembrane transport; chloride transport. Gene Ontology annotation, molecular function: extracellularly glycine-gated chloride channel activity; transmembrane signaling receptor activity.
AAACAAACAGCCUUUAUUUGUGUGUGCAGUUUACUUUGUGCAAUUGCCUCAAAUAGAAGUGACCUAGCUUAUAGGUACAGUAUUGAUUUUUGCAGUUGUACGUGGGUGAGAACCUCACACGUUUAAUAUGUUUAUUCCUGAAAGGGUACUACACAUGUGUGGAAGUCAUCUUCACCCUAAGGAGACAGGUCGGGUUUUAUAUGAUGGGCGUCUAUGCCCCGACCCUGCUGAUCGUGGUUCUCUCCUGGCUGUCCUUCUGGAUCAACCCGGAUGCCAGUGCUGCCCGAGUGCCCCUAGGUAUCUUUUCGGUACUCAGCUUGGCCUCUGAGUGCACAACCCUUGCUGCCGAGCUGCCCAAAGUAUCCUAUGUGAAGGCACUCGAUGUUUGGCUCAUUGCUUGUCUGCUCUUUGGGUUUGCUUCCCUGGUGGAGUACGCUGUGGUCCAGGUGAUGCUGAAUAACCCGAAGCGAGUUGAAGCAGAAAAAGCCAGAAUGGCCAAGGCUGAGCAAGCGGAGGGGAAAGGUGGCAAUGCGGCUAAAAAGAAUACCGUCAAUGGGACAGGGACGCCGGUUCACAUUAGCACUUUGCAGGUUGGUGAGACCCGAUGCAAGAAAGUUUGUACUUCUAAGUCUGAUCUGAGAUCGAAUGACUUCAGCAUCGUUGGGAGCUUGCCAAGAGAUUUUGAAUUAUCCAAUUAUGACUGCUAUGGCAAACCCAUCGAAGUCAACAAUGGACUUGGGAAGUCUCAGGCAAAGAACAACAAGAAGCCGCCCCCUGCCAAACCUGUUAUCCCCACAGCAGCAAAGAGAAUUGAUCUUUAUGCAAGAGCAUUGUUUCCUUUCUGCUUCUUGUUCUUCAAUGUUAUAUAUUGGUCUGUAUAUUUAUGAUAAAUCAUUUUCCACUUGUAUAAAAUAACAUCUCACUUCAUUGUGAUGAACUUCAUUCAUAAAUGCCAAUCUGUGAAAAACUUUGCAUUUUCCUAGCAAUAUAUUGCAUUUUGGAUGCCAUUGGAUUGUAAGAAAAACGUGGCACUUUAAUUUUGAAUGGCAGCAUGGUCUUGUUAUAUCUGUGCUCUAACAAUGAUGUAUAUAUGUAUAGCAAACAUUGCUUUAGGAAUAAAUGAAGGAUAAGCAUACUACAGAAAAUAAAAUCCAAAAAUUCUCUUCAGUUAAUGUAAAUACCAAAUACUUCAGAUAAUUCUGGUAAUAAAACGACACGCACGCUGAAUCCUGUUAUGGUCACCAUUCUAAUGUGUGUAGUAUUGCAAUUUUCCUUCCUUGUAACUUUCAGAGAAAAGCCAUCUUAUUCUUGUAUAAUUUUAGAUGGCAUUAUCUCAGAUUAAGCAAAAUUAUAUUACAUAUUGUUUAAACUUUGUAAGUAGAAAUAUAUCAGCUAUAAUUAUGUGGGCUCUGUGGAGAAAUAAAGUUCACAAAUUACUAAUUUGUCACAUUAGCUCAUUUUAAAGUGUGCCUGUGUUGUCAAAAUGCCAGAUAAUAAAACACAGUAAGCAUUUUUGAAAAAAAAUAAAUAAAUCUGGAUUUAUGUAAAUUCAUACUCAAUUCUGGCUUCUGAUAAAAUAAAAAUAAAGGAUAGAUACAUUGAUCAACUAUUUCUGAUAAAAGAAAUUCUAUUUAAUCCACCUUAAAUCCUAAAUAUAUUUUCAUGGAUUUCAUUUUCUUAAUACAGAGUAUACAAAAUCAUUGUGCCUUAAUAAGAGUAAUAUAUAUUUUAAAUUGGAAUAUAGUAAUGGAUAUGUGAUUUCACAUCAUUUUUAAUAAACCCAGAGGACAAUACCCUAUUACUAGAAGUAACUUGAGUUGGGGAAAAAAAAACCCCACAAUCAUUUAAGUAUUUUAACUUCUUUAGUUUAUUAAAAUGCUUACACAUCUUUAAGUAAAAUUAUUUUUUUUCUGAAUUCAUUUGUUUUCUGUAUUUUUUUACUAUUUUUGGAUUUGUUACAAAACAUGUAAAGAUUAAGUAAAUAAUAUCUUUAUGUUGAGGCCUCACUUAUACUUGUAUUUUCUUUCUUGCUAAAAGUCUAGACUAGAUUUACUAACUUUGAUCUUGUUCCAACAUAAAAGUAGGCACUUUCUGGUCUAUAAAACUCUUAUUCCUAGUAAUAUCACAGUCAAUAUAACUUUUUUAUUUCUCCAUAGCUGAAAUUAGAACUAUCAAUAAUUCGCAUAACAUAAACAUAAGACCAAAUACAUAUAUUUAUAUCAUUUGGAGAGUUUUGUUGUAGCUGAGCAUUUGUAUGAUCAAUUCAGUAAUAAAAUUUGUUUAAAUAUUGUUUAUGCAAAUUGCUUACUGUAAUCCAAGGCUAUUUUAUUGAAGACUUUUCUUUAAUUUUUAAAAGAUUCUCACUGAUUACUAAUUUUUUUUAAUGAAAUGUAAUCUAAUCCUCUGUAAUCCUUCAUCACCCCAUAGUUACAAAAGCUUCGCCAUCUGAAUAGUUUUAAAAUGCAACAAGUAACCCUACUGAUGGACUUCAAUAUCCUACUAGGACCUGGGCUAAUAUUUUAAUGGAAUUGUGGUAGGAAAACAAAGUCUUGAAUAAAACUUAAACCAUUUAAAAAUAUAUUUAUAAUAAUUACAUUUGCUUAUAAUCUUAAUACCUGAAAAUUUAUUCAUAUUAGGGAGUUUGAUUUAGAUGGUUUUAAGUGGGAAGUAUACCAAAUGGAAGACAGGUGUCAUUAUAUAAGAAUUUGUUGAAAAUAAUGUGAAUGAAUUCCUUUCUGUAAUAUAAUAGUGUAGCAUCUUAAGAUCAAUUUUAAUACCGAAAUAUAUAUAUAUAUAUAUAUAUAUAUAUAUAUAUAUAUAUAGCUACCCCAUGAUUAACUGUGUAUAUAUAACUACAAAUGGAACGUUAGACAAUGAUCAUAACAAAGAA